Vicugna pacos (alpaca) is the source of this 3143-nucleotide messenger RNA. RefSeq names its product RIO kinase 2 (gene RIOK2). Lineage: Eukaryota; Metazoa; Chordata; Mammalia; Artiodactyla; Camelidae. The record is from RefSeq and is a predicted model, not a curated record. Gene Ontology annotation, molecular function: protein serine/threonine kinase activity; ATP binding. Gene Ontology annotation, biological process: maturation of SSU-rRNA; protein phosphorylation. Gene Ontology annotation, cellular component: nucleus; preribosome, small subunit precursor; cytosol.
GCGCGAGCCGCCCGGCAGUUGUGAGGCGCGUGAGACGCGGAGUGCGGAUUUCCCUGUGCUUUUCUCGUCUAGUACAGCAGCCUUCCGGCCUGGGUCUGCGUCCGCCAUGGGGAAGGUGAAUGUGGCCAAGUUGCGUUACAUGAGCCGGGAUGACUUCAGGGUCCUCACCGCGGUUGAAAUGGGCAUGAAGAACCAUGAAAUCGUUCCCUGCAGUUUGGUUGCUUCUAUAGCCAGCCUUAAACAUGGUGGUUGUAACAAAGUUUUAAGAGAAUUAGUGAAACACAAACUCAUAGCUUGGGAGCGAACCAAAACUGUCCAGGGCUAUCGAUUGACAAAUGCAGGCUAUGAUUACCUAGCUUUGAAAACACUUUCUUCUAGACAGGUGGUUGAGUCUGUUGGAAACCAGAUGGGUGUUGGCAAAGAAUCCGAUAUUUACAUUGUUGCAAAUGAAGAAGGGCAGCAAUUUGCUUUAAAGCUUCACAGACUGGGAAGAACCUCUUUUCGAAAUCUGAAAAACAAGCGUGAUUACCAUAAACACAGGCACAGCAUGUCUUGGCUCUAUUUAUCUCGUCUGUCUGCCAUGAAAGAAUUUGCUUAUAUGAAGGCAUUGUAUGAAAGGAACUUUCCAGUUCCAAAGCCAGUUGAUUAUAAUCGCCAUGCAGUGGUCAUGGAACUCAUAAAUGGCUAUCCUCUAUGUCAGAUACACCAUAUUGAAGAUCCUGCAUCCGUAUAUGAUGAAGCUAUGGAACUAAUUGUUAAGCUUGCAAAUCAUGGACUAAUUCAUGGAGAUUUCAAUGAAUUCAAUCUCAUUUUGGAUAAAGAUGACCACAUCACCAUGAUUGAUUUUCCACAAAUGGUUUCAACAUCUCAUCCCAAUGCUGAGUGGUAUUUUGAUAGAGACGUUAAAUGCAUUAGAGAUUUCUUCAUGAAACGUUUCAGCUAUGAAAGUGAGCUUUUUCCAACCUUUAGUGAUAUCAGGAGGGAGGACUCUCUUGAUGUAGAGGUUUCUGCCAGUGGCUACACAAAGGAAAUGCAGGCAGAUGAUGAACUACUUCAUCCAGUAGGUCCAGAUGAUAAAAAUAUUGAAACUGAGGAGGAAUCUGAAUUCUCAUUUUCUGAUGAAGAGGUGUCAGAAAAAGCAAAGGAUUGUUGGUCAGAGAAUGAAAGUGGACUGAACACUAUAGAUGAUUGCUAUUGCAGAUCAUCUGGAGACCUUGAGCAAAUAAAGGAAGACAGUUUGUCAGAGGAGAGUGCUGAUCCACACAGUUUUGAAAUGACUGAAUUCAGUCAAGCUUUAGAAGAAGUAAAAAGGCAGAUUGUUGAAAACAAUUCUAUAACUGAGUUUUCUGGGGAGGCUAAAAAUGACACCAGGCAAGAUGGUCAAGGAGGAAUCCCCAUGGGCUCUGAGGAGGAUGAAAAUGAGUGCCCCCAUCUGAUUGCCUUGUCAUCAUUAAACAAAGAAUUCCAGCCUUUCAGAGACGAAGAAAAUAUGGAAGAUACUAAACAAUAUAGAGCAAGAACUCUGAGUGUUACUUCCGCGAGCAGUAUUUUAAGCUGUUCAACAUUUCCUCCGGAAUUGGUGAAACAGAAGGUGAAACGUCAGUUGACAAAACAGCAAAAAUCAGCUGUCAGACGUCGAUUGCAGAAAGGAGAAGCAAAUAUAUUUACCAAGCAACGGAGAGAAAACAUGCAAAAUAUUAAAUCAAGUUUGGAAGCAGCUAGCUUUUGGGGAGAAUAAUAUAUAUAAGAUCUUGAAAGUUUUCCAAAAAUUUACUAUGUCCAUUUUUUAGCCACCUUUAGUAUUUUUUUGGACCAAGGCAGAUAUACAUAAAUAGAUAAAAUAAACCCUCUUUCAUUGAUAAAUUUGACUCAUUCAAUACAUGUCUUCUAAAGAAUAACUAUGGUAAUUCUGCUAAAGCAAUCCAAUUUUCCAAGUAAUUUCUAUUAGGAAUAUACAAGGUUUUGGUUUUUUUAAUCUAAAUAUCACUUUUUGUUGUUGUUGUUCUCUACCAAAAGCAGUUAGAUUUGUUUGGUUUCAUAAUAACAGCUUUUCCACUACUAGUGGAAACAACCUUAGGCAAAUCAUAGUUUUUCCCUCUAUCUCCCCUUCUCUCUGUUAAAAUUUAUAACUACUUUGUAACAUUGUUUUGAGCAUUACAUGAGAUAGUGCUCAGAAAGCACUUAGAACAAUGCCUAGCACUUUAAGGUAUAGCUAUUGGAAUGAUAAUUAUAAUGAAGUUUAUCUUUCUGAAAGUCUGCUAACAGCUUGGUUGCAUUUUAUGUAGCCACUGGAAGAAUUUACUGCCAUCUGUUUUUUUAGUCUCUAGUUUUAAGGAUAAGCCAAUAAUGCCCUAAUUUUGUUUUCUGCUGCUUUAGUUGGUAAUGUGGUCAUGGGAACAGAAACUUAAGAUAGUCCUACCAUGGUUUUUACAGUUCCCAGUUUUUAUGCAGCCUGAGCAGAAGUAGAAGAGUUAGGGGUGGAGGGAGGUAGAAGAGAUGAGGAGUGAAAAGUUGUUUCCGAUAGUUUUAGCUGGGAGAGUCUAGAUAUUUUUUGCGUCAACAUUAGCAAAUGUAUUUGACCUUUAAACAAUAUGGGUUUGAACUGAAAGGGUCCACUUAUACACAGAUUUUUUUUCAAUAAAUGCAUACUACCGUACUGCGUGAUCUGAGAUUGGCUGUAUCUGCAGAUAAGGGAGGGCUGGCUGUAAAGUUAUAGGUAGGUUUUCAACUGGGUGGGGGUCAGCACCUCUAAAUCCCACGUUCAAGGAUCAACUGUACUCACUGAGUGUAGGAAAGAAAGAAAAUACGUAAGAUAUGGUUUCUGCCUCAAAACUAUAAUCCAGUGAGAGGUGAAAGUGAGCGUUUCAGUAUGUGUCCCUAAUGGUAGUGUAGGUCUAUUGAGUAUCAGCAUCACCCAGUAGGCCAGAAGAGAGACAUCCCCUGCAUUGAAAAAUGGCCACUAGAUGGCAGUGUCACCCCACAGUCACCAGACAGGAGAUCCUUAAAUUACUUGCAUUGGUGGUUAUGAUCGGCCAGGAGAAAUCACAGAUUGUUUUCCGAGAUUGAUAAAAACAGCAGAUACCCUUUCACCUUUGCAAAAUUAAUUCUACUGGCCAUUUGAAAUAAAUGAAUCAAAAAAAAAA